GCCUGCGGGGAUGCUCACGGGAAAGCCCAGGGACACCCGGGCUGCAGGUGCUGUCAGGGGUCGCAGGGGUCCCACUCAGGACCCAGCGCCCCUGAGAGUGGAUUUGGAAGGGUGUUCCGUCCAGGCCUGGGGCACCAGAGGGGCCUUGGGCAAACCAGACUGCGCACGUUCGCCCGGGAGGAGAGAGGCCGGUGGAUGGUCUCGGGCGUUAGUGUGGACUGGAGUUGGGUCGGUGGCCGUGCCAGACGACGGAGACCCCCUCCUCCACCACUGCUUGUUCCCCUCCGAGUCCCCCGCAGACAGAGUACAGCAGCGCAUGGACGUGUCAGCUCUCCUUUUGGAAAGACGCUUUUCUGGCCGGUUGAUAAAUGAAAAGUUCUGAGUGUGUUCGUAAACACUUGUGUGGCCUCGUCCCGAGAAGGGGCCCAGAUACGCCCUGAGAUCAAACACACAGUAGAGUUAUGAUUCCUGUGUCUGGGAGUGAAGUUUGAAUCCCACGCCUGUGAAGGCAGGAACUCCAGUUUACAGUGUUUGCUGGGCACUCAUGGGAAGGUUGCGUGGACGUGUGCUCCUGCGCACCACGGGGCCGCCCCAGCUGCUCUCUGGCCCUCCUUUGGCCUGAUUUAGUUUGCCUGGGCAGGUGGGUGCUGAUAACGGGACGGUGUUUCCUUCCCACUUGGUCCUCCUGUGUGUAGGGGGCGGCAGGCAGUCCGGAGCGGUGAAGGGCAUGUCCACCACCUAACCCUGUCCUGCCAGCCACCCGGCGGGGCCGUCGUCAGCUCAGUACAGCAGGUCCCACACGCAGGCGGUGUUCGUCCCGGGCUGCGGGCUAUGGAGAUGGAAAACAAAACGCUUCCGCUCUGGCCGCGGGUUAUAGUGCCAGGUUAUGACAGUUUCUUAGGCCCAUGGAUUCCAUGCUCUCGGGACGUUCUUGAAAGAACAGUGUGGGGUUUGGCUUGGGUUGUUCCCUUGUUGUUUUGUUCGCAGCUGUGGUCUGAAUGUUUGUGUCCCCCCCAAAAUUCAUGUGUUGAAACCUACCCCCCUGUGUGUUACAUUCAGAGGCUGGCCCUUGGGGAGGCGAUUAGGCCCCGAGGGCAGAGUCCUCACGACGGGAUCAGUGCCCGUAUGCGAGCCCCAGAGCACCGCGCGGCGUUACAGGCAGAAGGCCAAGCCUGCCGGCCCCUCGGUCUUGGACGUCCGGCCUCCGAGACUGUGAGCGAUGAACUUCUGUUGUUUAUGAGCCACUGCUCUGUGGUGUGUCGUCGCCGCAGCCUGAACGUACUGUGACAGCCUCAUUCAUGACGCCACGAUGUAGGAAGAAAAGAAUCUCAGGAUAAGGGAUGGGCAUUUGAUCUUUUCUCGCCUUUUCCCAUCUUUCCUCAUCUGGCUAUAGGGCUGUGAGCCACGCUGGGAGUUUAGACCCCCCCGGCCCAGGUGCUCAGGUCAAUCCUGGUGCGCCGUGUUGCCACAAGAACUGUCCCAAAUGACCUCGUGGAAAUUAAGUGCAUGUCCACCACCUAACUCUCACCUGCCCUCACUCACCAUCCACCCCCCGCCCCAAAAAUAAACGAAAUGAGGUUGAUUUUGCCCACUAAUUAGUGAGCCGUGCUGGCCCCUGGUGCCCGCGUAGUGCACGUCUAAUAAGGUCUCUGAUAACUAGUUUUCGGGCAGGUAGAUGCCCGCUUCAUGGUCUAGAGUGGUCCUCCUCCUUGAUUCUGAGAGACGCUGCCUCACUUCAUUGCCACGGGCCCCCAGGGGCCUGGGGUUGUGCAGGUGCUGGCCAGUGACGCGGGACAUUGGCAAGAGCGGCACAGAGGAUGCAGCAGUGGGUGACUGAGGCUGCACGUGCGUUACAGUCCGGAGGAGAGACGGCGGUCACAGCGUCAGCGCUUGACCGUGCUGUUCCAGAGGUGGGGCUGGCGGAGGUCAGGGCGAGGCCCUGUGGGGGUCCAGCUGCCCCUCCCGGGCACGUGCUCACUUGCCAUCUGCCCGUCUGAUUUCUUCAUGCUCCCUGCGGGGCGGGAAGAGUCCAGAAGACAAGAAUCACCACUAACAACUGAAACUUUGUUGUGACUGAAACCCAGAUCUCUGUUGAGUAAGCGCAAGAAAGGGGAUUCCAGCGGCUCCAGAGGCGUGGGGGCGCCCCGAGGCUUCUGGUUGCCCCCGUCCCAGUCACCGUGGAGCCACGGUGUGCGGUGUAAACCACACGUUACGGGGCUGUAUCCUGUCCUGUGGACGCCAGGGCUCCUCCUCAGCCGUCGGGCCGCAGCCACGUGGAAGGAGUGGCCUGGGUGGACAGGUGGUGGCGCUGUAGCCACCGUGCAGCUCCACAGGCUGACCCCUGGCCUUCCAUGACCCGUGCUCUGGGGACGCGUGAUCUGUGGAGUCCUGGCCUGUGUGCGGCGUCUGGGCACCACUCCAGGACCAGCCAGGGGGGCUUGGCUUUCUCUCAGGGGCCCUGUUUCUGCCCUUGGAUGUGGCCUGGCCGUGUGCGAGGCCAGCACAGGUGCGCACGCAAGCCUGGGGGCUCCUCUGGGUUUGGGGGGCACCAGCCACAGGCCUGAGGGCCCAGACCUCACAGAUCGGCAGGGAAUCCCCCCAAGGUCGGGUGGUGUCAGUGUCCCUCCCCCCGCCCAAGCUUCCGGAACUGCAAAUGGCCUCCCUGGAUGCCGCUUGGCCUACGGAUGAGCCAGGUGGUCCUGACUGAGGCACCUCUGGGGGCCGCUGGGCUGGGGACCCUGGAGCCACAAGGCCGCUUUGUGGGAAAUGCCAGGAGGGGGCGGGGAGGACGGGGCGGCCUGAGGGCCCCGCGAGGCAGCCAGCUGCUCGGUGUGUCCCGGGGUGACUGGCCUACGUGUGCCUCUUCCUCACCUGGAAACCUGGGUGGGUGCUGUCUGCACGCGGGCCUCCCGGCGGGGAAGGGGACCCACCGUGCCCCCCUGGCUGUCCCCGGGGUCGGGGGUGCAGGAGGUUGGGGUCGUUUGUGGGCCUGCAGCCAAUGGCAUCUGACGGCCAGUGGGCGUCGAGGGCACGCGGACGGGCCAGACGCCACGCACGGGGCACCCGCCCCAGCCAGGUGCCCAGGGAGGGCGCGAGGGCAGAGGAUGCGCCUGCCUCGCACGUGCGCUGGCAUCCUCAUGUGGUUGGCAAGGGCUCUGGGAUGUGGACCCGGCGAGGCUGCGGCCGGCGCCCCGACCUCAGGGCCCGGGUGGUGGAUGGUGUUAGUCGUAGCAGGGCCGGCGGGCAGAGGCUGUGCCCCAGGGCAGGACAGUGGUGGACGCAGACCCUGCCCUCGGGGUGCUGGUCUCUUGAGAAGGCCCCAGGUUUGGUGGGAGACGUGGCAUUUGCCUGCCUGCCCUGGGGACACAUUGGCACGUGACACUGACCCACCACUCUCACGUGUGCCCUUGGGGGCAGCCCCCGAGAAGCCCCGUGUGCAGACCAGGGACGGGGGUCGGACGGAGGACGGGGAAGUUCAUGGAGCGCCCCAGCUCGGGGACACUGUUUUGAGAGGAGGAGCCUGCAGGACGGUGGGGGGUCUCGAGCAGCCCAGUUGGCUGCUGGGUGAGCAGAAACACCAACUUUGCAGGAGUGAAAGCAGAGACCCGCCGUCACCCUGCUCUCCUCAGGGCGUGACAGGCCGCCGUGGGAGACCAUGGUGCCACAUCCAAGCGGCACCUGUCCCUUAUCUCACCUUCGCUCUCCUUCGUGGAGAAGUAGUUAAAGGAACGACUUACAGGGCUUUUGUCGAAGUCUUGCCUGUUAUCUUCUUUGAAAAUCCAUGCCAGUCUGCAGUCUUCAGAAAUCAGCCCUCAGCCCUGGUAGCUGCCCGGCGAAACUACCAGCUUUUAAGCGGGGGUGAGCGCAGACCCAGAUGCAGUGGGAAACGCAGAGCGUCGGCGUGGCCCCGGCCGCCGGCCCGGCAGUGCUGCGCGGCCGGCUCGGAGCUCUGCUGAGGAGCGAGCCAGGCCCUCACAGCCUCGACGCUGUGGGGUUCGCGGUGAGGUUAGGGCCGUGAGCGCCAGCGGGUAGAUUCUGUCCUGGGCGCCGUGGCCCCGCCGUGUGUGCCGAAGCAGACUGAUCUCUCAUCUGAGCCGCAAAGUGACCUGUAGUCACUGUAGUUUAGUUUCACGUCCCUUGUUGGCGGCACCUGGUUCUCCAGCCGCCGUCACCUGGGCGGCCAGCGCUUCGCAGGGCAGCACGGCCGUGGCUCAGCCGGUCCGCAGACCCUCCCUGGGUGGGGAGGAGGCGGACGGUGCUGCCCUGCCCCUCUGACCUGCCUCUCCAGGGGUCAGGAGUUAGGUCACGGGUCCCCAUUCCCCGGCCGGGCUGCACAGCAGGAGGUGAGCGGCG
Molecule: messenger RNA, 4353 nt
Organism: Globicephala melas (long-finned pilot whale)
Lineage: Eukaryota; Metazoa; Chordata; Mammalia; Artiodactyla; Delphinidae
Source: RefSeq, a predicted model, not a curated record